Messenger RNA from Cuscuta campestris, 872 nucleotides. The record is from the annotation of a GenBank genome assembly. Lineage: Eukaryota; Viridiplantae; Streptophyta; Magnoliopsida; Solanales; Convolvulaceae.
CCGGGUGCCUUUCCUUUUGUCCAAAACGUCUGGGGGAAAAGAAUGAAGCGCCAGGUCAAACCAGCGGAGGCCGAUGACCUGGUUGCUUGGGAAGCCACUCUCCGGGCCGGGGAUGCCUCCACCCGCGGUCUGUACCAUGUUGGGAAGUGGAGCGUCUACCCCGGCCGGGAGACCGACCCCGAACCGGAGAUUGUUCUGCCCGGGGUGAUCCCCGAAGCCAUCCCCAUCCGUCGGGCGAGGGGAUCCAAAGCCCCGGCCACUACCAAUGCCGGUCCUUCAUGCCCGGCGAAGAAGAAGAAGGAGGAAGUGGUGAAGUUUCAAUCCAAGUUUGCCGUCCCCCAAAUCGUGGUUGAGGAGCCCCCCUCCGCUCAGCCACUCACUCCUCCAUCCAACCAACCACUCUUGAUGGAUGAUCUGCCGGCCCAGUCUCACCAAGGGACCAGCCAGCCGAUUCACUCGGGGGAGAUCUACUUCAACGUAGACACCCUCGAGUUCGACAAUCUGAUGGGUGAGACUGGGCAUACGUCCCAGGCGUGGGUGGGAGACCGGCCCAAUGAGGAAAGGGACGCCAAGGAGGAGACUUCUGGGGGGUCCCUUCAACGGAAGAAGCGAAAGACUGAGGAAGUCAACCAGCCUUCCCAUCAGGGGGCCCAGUCCUCCGACGCCGGCAAGGGGCCGAUAGUGCCUCGUUCUCUAGCUCUAAUGUCCAGGUCAAACGAGGAGCUCUUCCGAGCAUUCCGUGCUGAUCUAAAUGAGGUCGGCCGGAUCGGGGAGGAGUACUUCGCCCGGCUGGUGAAGUCGAUGGAUGAGGAGAAGGCCCGGAUGGAGGCCAUGAUGGUCGAAUGCCGGAAGGAAGCCCAGGCUGCCCGGGC